This is a messenger RNA of Lymnaea stagnalis (great pond snail), 225 nucleotides long. Lineage: Eukaryota; Metazoa; Mollusca; Gastropoda; Lymnaeidae. The record is from the annotation of a GenBank genome assembly.
AGAAAACUGGAAGAAGACUACAUCGACUUUGCCACCAAGAUCGAGCGGGAGUCUUCCCUGUCGGACAUGACGGAGCCUGGCACGGCCGUGUGUCCAGUCUGUAAUAAAAGCCAACUCAUCUUGAACCGUGACGGGACUGGGUCAAGCAUGACCGUCUGUGUGGACUGUGAGAAGAGGACGUGUGCCGACUGUGGGGAAUAUCAAACGUCACUACAGACUAAGGUG